GAGAGAAGUAAAGCAAAGAGGCAGGGAAAGCCUUUUACACGUGAUAAAGAAAGAACAAAAAGCGCUUUGCAUGCGUGUAUAAGAUCAUCAUAAUCAUCAUCAACGCUACUUCUUACCCACCUUCCCUUUCCUUUCUUCUUUCUCUUUCAAAGUUCUCAAUCUCCUGCUUCUACCAACACAUCCUUUCUACUGUUUCUACCCCUCCUUCGUUCCCUUCACGUCUACCUUACUACCCAUGUUUCACAAGCCCUUCUGCUGAAACCGGACAUGACAAGCAAAAGCUAAGAGUGUGAAAUUGGUUUACUGUGAAGCUUGUCACCUUGGACAAGUUUGUUGUACUAUUGUUGUUUGUACAUAUUCUGGUGAGAGUUAAGUAUUCAUCAACCAGGCCAACAUGCCAGUGAGGCAGAUGAAAGAAAGCUCUGAGCAACACCUUGUGAUCAAACCCCAUCUGCAGAAUCCCAUGAAUCCAGCCAAGAAGACAACCAAAGCUGCCCAAAAUGGCAAAGGUCCACCGCCACUAGAAAUCGAUAGCCAAGCUUUGCCUCACUCAAAGAACAAGGGAAGAAGAAGGGGGAGAGGUGGCAGAAAACCCGAUCAAGGAGAUGUUAUGAUGAGGCCUAGAAGCAGACCAUGCACUGCAACACUUACAAGUAGUGCAAAUGGGAAUGUUGAAAAUGAUUUCAUCUCUGAUAUGGGUUUUCCCACUUCAAGCAAGUCUUUGAGCUUUGCUCGUAGGCCUGGAUAUGGACAAGUUGGGACAAAAUGCAUUGUGAAGGCUAACCACUUCUUUGCAGAGUUACCAGACAAGGACUUGAACCAAUAUGAUGUUGCUAUUACCCCAGAAGUGUCUUCUAAAACAGUGAACAGGUCUAUCAUAGCAGAACUAGUGAGGCUCUAUAAAGAGUCUGACUUGGGGAUGAGACUCCCAGCAUAUGAUGGCAGAAAAAGUCUGUACACAGCAGGGCAGCUUCCCUUUGCUUGGAGAGAGUUUAAGAUUAAGCUUGUAGAUGAAGAGGAAGGAGUCAAUGGCCCCAAAAGGGAAAGAGAGUACAGGGUGGUGAUCAAAUUUGUUGCUCGGGCAAACUUGCAUCACUUGGGCCAGUUCCUAGCUGGUAAGCGUGCUGAUGCACCCCAAGAGGCACUUCAAAUCCUGGACAUUGUACUAAGAGAGCUGGCAACUAAGAGGUAUUGCCCAAUUGGAAGGUCCUUCUUUUCACCUGAUAUUAGAACACCGCAACGGCUUGGAGAGGGAUUAGAGUCAUGGUGUGGAUUUUACCAGAGCAUAAGGCCUACUCAGAUGGGACUCUCCCUCAAUAUUGAUAUGGCAUCUGCUGCAUUUAUUGAGCCACUUCCAGUAGUGGAAUUUGUUGGGCAGCUAUUAGGGAAAGAUGUGAUGUCAAGGCCAUUGUCAGAUGCUGAUCGUAUUAAGAUUAAGAAAGCCCUUAGAGGAGUAAAAGUUGAAGUAACACAUAGAGGGAGUGUGAGAAGAAAAUAUCGUGUUUCAGGGUUGACUUCUCAACCAACAAGAGAACUUGUGUUUCCUGUUGAUGAGAACUCAACUAUGAAAUCAGUAGUUGAAUACUUCCAAGAGAUGUAUGGCUUCACUAUUCAAUAUACUCACCUUCCUUGCCUCCAAGUGGGAAACCAGAAGAAGGCCAACUAUUUGCCUAUGGAGGCUUGCAAAAUUGUUGAGGGGCAACGCUAUACAAAAAGAUUGAACGAGAAGCAAAUUACUGCUCUAUUGAAAGUUACUUGCCAGAGACCUCGCGAUCGUGAAAAUGACAUUUUACGGACCAUUCAACAUAAUGCUUAUGAUCAAGAUCCAUAUGCAAAAGAAUUUGGAAUUAAAAUCAGUGAAAAGCUGGCUUCAGUUGAAGCGAGAAUUCUUCCAGCCCCUUGGCUUAAAUAUCACGAAAGUGGGAAGGAAAAGAACUGUUUACCCCAAGUUGGUCAAUGGAAUAUGAUGAACAAGAAAAUGAUUAAUGGAAUGACUGUUAGCCGGUGGGCAUGCAUAAAUUUUUCAAGGAGUGUGCAAGAUAGUGUUGCUCGCACUUUUUGUAACGAGCUUGCUCAAAUGUGUCAAGUAUCUGGCAUGGAAUUUAAUCCGGAGCCUGUUAUCCCCAUAUACAAUGCCAAGCCUGAACAGGUAGAGAAAGCUUUGAAACAUGUUUACCAUGUUUCUGCGAGCAAAACUAAAGGAAAGGAAUUGGAGCUAUUGUUAGCAAUAUUGCCAGACAAUAACGGUUCACUCUAUGGUGAUCUGAAGCGAAUUUGUGAAACUGAUCUUGGGCUAAUUUCACAAUGCUGUCUGACAAAGCAUGUCUUCAAAAUCACUAAACAGUACUUAGCUAAUGUGUCUCUGAAGAUCAAUGUGAAGAUGGGCGGUAGAAAUACUGUACUUCUUGAUGCUGUGAGCUGCAGAAUACCAUUGGUCAGUGACAUACCAACGAUAAUUUUCGGAGCAGAUGUAACCCACCCUGAAAACGGCGAAGACUCAAGCCCUUCAAUUGCAGCUGUAGUAGCAUCUCAGGACUGGCCUGAAGUAACAAAAUACGCUGGUCUAGUGUGCGCUCAAGCUCAUCGGCAGGAACUCAUACAAGACUUGUACAAAACUUGGCACGACCCUGUUCGUGGCACAGUUAGUGGAGGCAUGAUCCGAGAUUUACUUGUUUCCUUCAGAAAGGCAACAGGACAAAAACCGCUACGAAUUAUAUUUUACAGGGACGGUGUCAGUGAAGGACAAUUUUACCAAGUUUUACUUUAUGAGUUGGAUGCGAUUAGGAAGGCAUGUGCUUCCUUAGAACCAAAUUACCAGCCUCCAGUAACUUUCAUAGUCGUGCAAAAAAGGCAUCAUACUCGGCUAUUCGCAAACAACCACAGGGACAGAAGCAGCACUGAUAGGAGUGGGAAUAUAUUGCCUGGGACUGUUGUUGAUUCCAAAAUCUGCCAUCCAACAGAGUUUGAUUUUUAUCUCUGCAGUCAUGCUGGCAUCCAGGGUACUAGUCGGCCAGCUCAUUAUCAUGUUCUGUGGGAUGAAAACAACUUCACAGCAGAUGGAAUUCAGUCUUUGACAAACAAUCUUUGUUAUACAUAUGCAAGGUGUACACGCUCAGUAUCUGUUGUUCCCCCAGCAUAUUAUGCGCAUUUAGCAGCCUUUCGAGCCCGUUUCUACAUGGAACCAGAUAUGCAAGAGAAUGGUUCUACAGGUGAGGGUAAUGGUCAUGGUUCCAAAGGAACACGAGCAGCUGGAGAUUAUAGUGUGAAGCCAUUGCCAGACCUGAAAGAAAAUGUGAAGAGAGUGAUGUUUUACUGUUAGACUGCGUAGUGGCCUGGCCUUGGUAGAAGGGUAGGGAGGCAUCAACAUGGUAGGAAAGAAAUUACUACUUUGUACAUUAGUCGUGUAGGUUUCCCCAUCCAUAGAUCCAUGAUUACAGUUCUUCAGGAUUAGCUUAGAAUGAAUUCCUAAAAGUAUUUUUAGGUUUUAUAGAUGUCAAAUUUGCCAUUGUAAAAAAAUUCUGUCAAUCUUUGAAGAAAAUUUUGCCAUAAGGCCCUUUACAGAGAUGUUGAACACCAGAAA
Vigna angularis (adzuki bean) is the source of this 3580-nucleotide messenger RNA. Its product is annotated as protein argonaute 10. Gene Ontology annotation, molecular function: RNA binding; protein binding. Gene Ontology annotation, cellular component: cytoplasm. The record is from RefSeq and is a predicted model, not a curated record. Bases 395 to 3319 code for a protein of 974 amino acids. Gene Ontology annotation, biological process: regulatory ncRNA-mediated post-transcriptional gene silencing. The transcript has 22 exons. Lineage: Eukaryota; Viridiplantae; Streptophyta; Magnoliopsida; Fabales; Fabaceae.